This is a messenger RNA of Musa acuminata subsp. malaccensis (wild Malaysian banana), 1237 nucleotides long. Its product is annotated as U1 small nuclear ribonucleoprotein A. The record is from RefSeq and is a predicted model, not a curated record. NCBI's taxonomy places the organism in Eukaryota, Viridiplantae, Streptophyta, Magnoliopsida, Zingiberales, Musaceae. Gene Ontology annotation, molecular function: RNA binding.
GGCCACACUCUCUCUCUCUCUCUCUCUCUCUCUUGUCGGUGGGAGAUGAAACCCUCCUACGCCUCCCACGCGCCGCCCAGCAACUCUUCGGCUGCGGUCGCGAUGCACCCGCCGCCACCGGCCGCCGCAGGAGCGGUCGUCGAGGCCCCCGGCUUCCCCCAGCCCUACUACCUUCACCCUCACUCCCACCACCACCACCACCAGCAGCCACACCCGGCGCAUCCGCCUGCUCCGCCGGUGGUCUACUCCAAGCCAGAGCAGCAACGGAUCAAGACUCUCUUCGUCUCCGGCCUCCCGGACGACGUCAAACCCCGCGAGAUUCACAACCUCUUCCGCCGCCGCCCUGGGUUCGACUCUUGCCAGCUCGAGUACACCGGUCGCGGAGAUCAGGUUGUUGCCUUCGCCACUUUUUUCAAUCAUCAAUCAGCAAUAGCGGCAAUGAGCUCCUUAGAUGGGGUUGUUUUUGAUCCUGAAAUUGGAGCUACCCUGCAUAUCGAGUUGGCCAGAUCAAAUUCUCGAAAGCGCUCACGGGGAGUUGGUGCCUACACGGUAAUUGACAAACGGGUUAAAGUUACAAAUGAUGAUCAGGAGUUAUUUAGUGAUGAUGGAGAUGGUGGAUCUGAUGAACCAUCAGGCACAGAUAAUGAUAAUCCCAGCAACAAGGAUGCUUUAGCUGCAGUAAAGAGUGAGGGGACCAUUGUUAUACCUGAUGGUGCUGAUGGUACAUUCAAUGAUCACACAGAUAUUCCACCCUGUUCUACAUUGUUCAUUGCAAAUCUGGGUCCUACUUGCACUGAAGAAGAACUAAAGCAAGUCUUGUCUAAAUACUCUGGCUUCCAUAUGCUUAAGAUGCGGGGAAGAGGUGGAAUGCCUGUUGCUUUUGCUGAUUUUACGGACACUGAAUCAUCAACCGCUGCGAUGAAUGGUCUUCAGGGAAUUUUGCUGGAAUCAUCUGACCGUGGUGGUGUGCAUGUGGAAUAUGCGAGGUCGAAAAUGAGAAAAAGUUAGUCGUGCCAUUGAAGAGCCAACUUCCAUCUCUGCACUGAGCUGGUUUUAUUGUCAAGAUUCGAGUAAACUGGUGUGCCUUGCAGUACAUACAUGACUUAUUCCCUAAUGAUCUCAAUGUUUUAGGUAAACAUUUAGCUUAUAAUUGUGUGUUCUAACUUGUAAACUAUCCGCCGGCCUUACUGUAUCCAAAUAACGAAGACAAUCAUUCAAUAUUAGCCGAAUUAUUCCA